Gavialis gangeticus (Gharial) is the source of this 1360-nucleotide messenger RNA. It is a transcript of the gene THUMPD2, whose product is annotated as THUMP domain containing 2. The transcript is spliced from 9 exons. The coding region runs from base 44 to 1306 and encodes 420 amino acids. The record is from RefSeq and is a predicted model, not a curated record. Lineage: Eukaryota; Metazoa; Chordata; Crocodylia; Gavialidae. Gene Ontology annotation, molecular function: tRNA (guanine) methyltransferase activity; RNA binding. Gene Ontology annotation, biological process: tRNA methylation.
GCGGAGACGCCCGCCGCUGCCGGCCCCGCGGCCCACAGGAAGAAUGGUCCAUGAAAUUCAACAACUUGUAAUUGAGGAACCUAGUUCAUGGCUGGAAACAGUUUCUAGUUGGAAGAAUCUUCAUGACGAUGAGAUAAAAAAAGAAAACCUUGUACCUCAAAAGAGAAGAUCAGAAGAGGAGAUACAUAUUACCGCUAAAAAACAGAAGAGAGAAAAAUUGAUAGAGGCAGAUUCUGAGGAACAUCAGACGAAAUGUGUGGUGCCAGAGGGAAACAAUGAUGAGGACUAUCUGACUGGAAGAAAGAUUUUCCUAGAAGAUGCACCUGAAACUAGUAAAGAUAAAUCAGUUGAAAGUAGUAAUCACAGCUUCACUUUCAGAGUUUCUUGUCGCUGUAGUGGAGCAGUUUCAAAAGUAUUUACGUCACAGGAGGUUGGAAGAAUGAUUGGUGUCACUCUUCUAAAACAAUUUGGCUGGAAAGCUGAUCUGAGAAACCCUGAUCUAGAGAUUUUUGUCCAUUUAAAUGACGAGUAUUCUGUGGUGGGGAUUCCUGUCUUCAGACUUCCACUGUCAAAUAGAGAGUACAUCAAAACUGCAGGACUGCGCUCUACUAUAGCUUGGGCUAUGGCAUCUCUUGCUGAAAUCAGUGCUGGUGCAUUUGUGUUAGACCCCAUGUGUGGAUUGGGAACAAUACUCUUGGAAGCUGCAAAAGAAUGGCCUAAUGUACAUUACUUGGGUACUGAUGUAAGUGAUUCACAGCUCCAAGGUGCAUGUGAGAACGUUAAGGCUGCAGGCUUGAUGGAUAAAAUUGAGUUACUUAAAGCUUCUGUGAUAGCAUUGCCAUUCCCUUCAGAAAGCAUUGAUGUUGUCAUUUCGGAUGUUCCUUUUGGGAAAAAGUUCAUGAUAACAAAAGACAUAAAACUUGUACCAGACAUUCUUCGAGAAAUGGAAAGAGUGCUUCACGUUGGAGGGACUGUGGUCUUGUUGCUUAGCCAGGACCCUCACAAGUACGUUGAUGGACCUAUUGCUAAUUAUGUUGAAAACGAUGCAUCAGUUAAUAUCACUUCUGAUGGCACAAAUAAAACUGUUACGGCAACUGACUCAAAUCCCAGGGAGGAAAAUGGGAGCCCACAGAGCAUUUCUUCUUCAAAUAAAAACAUGGAAAGGGAACCCCACAACGAUAAAAUGAAGUGUUUUGGGUCUUUGGUACUUGUAGACUCCCAUGGAGUUAGUCUUGGAAAAACAAAUGCUUUCAUAUGUAAAUAUAAGAAAAUGCCUACAUCUGAGGUCAACAGCAUUCUUAAAUAAUGCUUGAAUGAAGUUGGUUUGAUACAUUUGAAAGUAUAAUUGUACUGAAACUUA